This is a messenger RNA of Tarenaya hassleriana, 2383 nucleotides long. Its product is annotated as ascorbate transporter, chloroplastic. Gene Ontology annotation, biological process: transmembrane transport. Lineage: Eukaryota; Viridiplantae; Streptophyta; Magnoliopsida; Brassicales; Cleomaceae. Bases 388 to 2103 code for a protein of 571 amino acids. The transcript is spliced from 12 exons. The record is from RefSeq and is a predicted model, not a curated record. Gene Ontology annotation, molecular function: transmembrane transporter activity.
CCCUGAUCUACCGAUACUACCCCUAUCUUUUCCAGUUAUUCACCGUCUAACCACCGCACGGCGAUCCUUGAAACCUCCCCGCGCGGGCUCGGGGUCUCCCUGGCUCCAGGGGUAUAUUCGUCAUUCAAGCGCCACGGAGGUUCCAAGUUCGAACGAGAAGAAGAUGAUUUGCCACGUGUCACCCUCUCGACCCCCCUUUCCUCUUCUGCUCCAUAUGGCCAUUAGGGAUUUUCCCGCUUCUGACAAAAACUGAAGCUUCGCUUCAUUCGACAGUUUCAAAUGUCUUUCUUCGCUUUCUCCGCUCCAAUGGAAGGAGCUUGAAAUUCCUUGGCUCCUUUUUUAGCUUCCCUGUUCUUCUUCCGAAGCCUUGGUCCUGACGCAGAUAACAUGGCAAUGGGUGGCUUGAUUUCGAACAGGAACUUCAUCGGCUCAGCUAAUAUUUAUCAGGACGAAAGAGCUACUCUGUUUAAUGGGAGAAAGAGGUUAACUAUCACGGGUUCCGAGCAUGACACGGGAAAUGUGCUCUCUCGGGAUUUCUGCAGUCAAAUCUCAAAUGCGUUGUCACUCGGAAGCCAGCCUCCACCUUUUCUAUCUCAGCGAGCUAGUUUAAGCCACGAAUUGGUAGUCAGAAGAAGAGUUGGUUGUUUUCUCCAGCCAAGAAUAAACCAUAGCCUUGGUUUUAAGAACAGCGUCAACCAAUGUGGGAGAUUGAAGCUGAAUGGAUCUCGUGUUUACUACAAGUCAGAAGAGUACGACAUCACGGAAACAAAUGUAGAACCACUACGAUCAGCAGAUGGAUCCCCUGAGGCGGUUCUGGUUGAAGGAAAUCUGCAGGAUGCAUCUCCUUGGUGGCAGCAGUUUCCCAAGCGUUGGGUGAUUGUGCUGCUAUGUUUUGCCUCAUUUCUUCUCUGCAAUAUGGACCGUGUUAAUAUGAGCAUUGCAAUUCUUCCCAUGUCACAAGAAUUUAACUGGAACAGUGCAACGGUCGGCUUAAUCCAGUCCUCUUUCUUCUGGGGAUAUCUUCUCACACAGAUUCUGGGAGGCAUAUGGGCAGAUAAGUUUGGGGGGAAGGCAGUUUUAGGUUUUGGUGUCAUUUGGUGGUCCAUUGCCACAGUUAUGACACCAAUUGCUGCUAGAUUGGGUCUCCCAUUUCUGCUCAUCAUGCGUGCAUUCAUGGGCAUUGGCGAGGGUGUUGCCAUGCCUGCAAUGAACAACAUGCUUUCUAAAUGGAUUCCUGUCUCUGAGAGAAGCAGAUCGCUUGCGCUAGUGUACAGUGGCAUGUAUCUUGGCUCUGUUACAGGAUUGGCGUUCUCUCCUGUACUAAUCCACAAGUUUGGAUGGCCAUCUGUUUUCUAUUCUUUUGGUUCCCUUGGAAGUAUAUGGUUUGUGCUAUGGCUAAAAAAUGCAUAUAGCACUCCUAAGGAUGACCCAAAUCUAACUGCAGAAGAAAAGAUGGUCAUACUCGGUGGAAACAAACCACGGGAACCUGUUACAGUCAUUCCAUGGAAGCUGAUACUAUCUAAGGCUCCUGUCUGGGCUCUCAUAAUCUCUCACUUUUGUCAUAAUUGGGGAACUUUCAUUCUAUUGACAUGGAUGCCAACAUAUUACAAUCAGGUUUUGAAGUUCAACCUCACUGAAUCUGGGCUCUUUUGCGUUUUGCCAUGGUUAACCAUGGCUGUUUUUGCAAAUCUUGGAGGGUGGAUUGCUGAUACUCUUGUGAGCAAAGGUCUUUCCAUAACAGCAGUUCGCAAGAUCAUGCAAUCGAUUGGUUUUCUGGGUCCUGCCUUCUUCCUGACUCAGCUGAGCCAUGUCAAAACUCCUGCCAUGGCGGUUCUGUGCAUGGCAUGCAGUCAGGGUUCUGAUGCGUUCUCGCAGUCCGGUCUCUAUUCAAAUCACCAAGACAUUGGGCCACGCUAUGCUGGUGUACUCUUGGGACUUUCAAACACAGCAGGUGUGCUCGCUGGUGUGUUUGGCACCGCUGCUACUGGCUACAUACUCCAACGAGGUUCAUGGGACGAUGUGUUCAAAGUAGCAGUUGCACUGUACAUAGUCGGAACGCUGGUCUGGAACUUCUUUGCUACCGGGGAGAAGGUGCUCGACUAAGCCCGCAUUUCAUGAGCAUCAAAUCACAUAAGAUUGCCUAAAAAAAAUCAAGCAAUGGAACCGACUGCAAUCCAUGGACACAAGCAUGGAAGACUUAAAAUGAAAAAAAAACCUGCAAAGGUUUGAGAAAGUUUAUUAUUCUUCUUAUCACCUUAAACUCAAAAUGAUGUCUAAAAUGCUCGUCCAUGGAUUGUGCAUCUGUGUUAUGCAUCGACCUCAGAUAAUGUCGUGGCCGUUUGCUUGCUGCUAAUGAAUGGGUUUAAUCAGAUCUCUUUUCCAA